CCGUCUCCCACGUGAUCAUCAUCUUUAUCAUCAUGGCUCCUGCCCGGUGCUGUGUGCCUGGAGAAAGAUUAUGCAGCCUUGAGGAUUGUUCUCCUGGUUAUGGCACAUAUUGCAAGCAUGGCUACAUUUUUUCCUCCCUUUCUGGAUACGUAGUAAAGAAAACGGACAAUGGCCUGUUGCCAGUUAUUUCUGUAGUGCGAGACACUGACUCACAUCUUCUGCCAGAUAUAGGUUCUAUCGUAACAUGCAAGGUGAUGAGCAUUAAUGCCAGGUUUGCUAAAGUUCAGAUCAUGUAUAUUGGAUCAACAGCUCUGAAGACAACGUUUAGAGGCACUAUAAGGAAAGAGGAUAUCAGAGCAACUGAAAAAGACAAGGUGGAGGUAUACAAAAGUUUUCGUCCGGGAGAUAUUGUUGUGUCCAAAGUAAUAUCUCUGGGAGAUGCACAGUCUAAUUAUCUUUUAACCACAGCUGAGAAUGAGCUUGGAGUGGUGGUGGCGCACAGUGAAGCAGGUGCAAGCAUGGUUCCCAUCAGCUGGUGUGAGAUGCAGUGCCCAAAGACUCACAUCAAAGAACAGCGGAAGGUGGCAAGAGUCCAGCCAGAGUUUCUUCAAACAUAGGAUGCAAAAUACAAGCCUGCGAUCUGAAAUCAUCCUUCAACUAGGGGGGGGUUUGAAAUUCCCCAUAACCACCGUGUGGUUAACUAGGUUUUUUUUUGUUUUUAAAUCUCCAGUGUUCAGUUAAGACAUAGGUGUUUUUUUGUUUGCCAUAUAUU
Molecule: messenger RNA, 772 nt
Organism: Pelobates fuscus (common spadefoot toad)
Lineage: Eukaryota; Metazoa; Chordata; Amphibia; Anura; Pelobatidae
Gene: EXOSC1
Product: exosome component 1
Exons: 8
Coding region: 33-617 (194 amino acids)
Biological process (GO): RNA processing
Cellular component (GO): nuclear exosome (RNase complex); cytoplasm
Molecular function (GO): RNA binding
Source: RefSeq, a predicted model, not a curated record